CAGUCUGAAUUCGAAAGGAAGUCCGUUACUUAGUCUAAAACCCUAAAAAAAACUCGGCAUUUGCAAACCCUCCCUCUCCUUUCCACUCUCUCUCCAUUCGGACCAGAACACUAGGGGUUUGCGCGCGUAGCUGUUCUUGACCUGUUUGAAAAUCAUCUAAUCUAAAUCACCUCCGGAGCUUUUCAAUCCUUUUUUUUUUAAUUUCUCCUGAAUUAUUGUAAAUUUCGACAUGGAUGUAGUCGCCGUGGAGUCUUUUAGCGGUGGGAAAUCGCCGGAUUUCGGUCCUCUAAUCGGCCAUAAUUAUGAAAUAAUGUUAAAAGAGUCGGUAGAUCGGUUCUUAGAUGAAUGUCGGAAAGGCAUUUCUGAUGUUUCUGGUUUUGGUUCGGUUUUCUUUCGACUACUGCAAGCUAGGGUUGAUCCUCCUAUCGAAGUUAUCUGGUUCUACUCCGCGGUUAGCUUUCGUGGUGGUAAUCUAGACGGACUAGACCCUCUAAGUCGGGUUUUAAUGGUGAAGGACCUGUUUCAGCUGCUUACCGCUUGUUCGGCUUCGUGUAAUGGUUUGAAGAGUGUUGCCGUACUAGCUCCAGUCCUGUUUGAGUUGCACCAAGUAAUCGUUGGUUCCUCUGAGAAAAAGCAGUCGUUGAAGACCGAGAAGAAACUCACGAGGGAGAUUGAUUGUCUGAUCGAAGGAAUUGUUGGCUAUAUCAGCAUAUGCUGUAGUAAGGAUUCAGAUGAAGAAGAUGCUUCGGUUAGUCUGCUUCCUUGUUUUACAGACUUGAUUCGUGUUUGGAUGACUGACCAACCGGAGGGGAACCGUGAUUCGCGGGAGAUUUUGAGGCUGUUUUUCCCGCUAUCCAGUCAAGAGAUUCGCCAAGAGCUUGGUGAUGGAGGAUGUAUGGUCGGUAACCUCGCUGGAGUUGUUAUCGCAGAGGCUUUCUUACUGAGAUUGUCAUUGAAAUUUCGUACUGGAAUUUCAAGAGCUGAGUUGCAGAACGAGUUGAAGUCUUGGGCAGUCGGUUCGGUUACUGGGUUUCGUAACUGUUACUUCUUUGAGACCCUUGUCAGGAUGCUGCUAGAGCGAACUUUGCCUGUCACCUCUAUUUUGGGUACCGAAGAUGAAUCUUUUCUGCGGAGAGUCCUUUAUGAUGUUGUAGUACUGGUGGAGUAUUCUUUCCUCAAUACUGAUAGUGGGAUCCAUCUCCCUGCUUUCCGUAUGAAAACUCUUGCUGUUGCAAGGUUGCUUGUUGCCAAUGAGGCCAUUCAGGGUGCCAGGGAAAAUGGAGAUCAUGCCAAAGCAAUUUCUUAUAUAAAUGCCUAUACUAGAUCUCGUCUGCCUUCUGAAUUGGUUAAAUGUGUCAGUGGUCAAGUUGGCAUUGAUGAAAAAAAGAGUGGAUCUGAUUUUUCUACACCUCAAACUCUUAUCAAGUGGCUACUAAAGCUUGAUGAUCAAGGGGCUAAAGUAUUUGAUCAUUACAUCUCAAAAAUGCAUAUGAAGUUGAGGCUUGAAAUAUCAAAAGUGGAAAAUGAAGCUCUGCUGUGGAAUCCAGGCAGUGAUAAGGUGGAAGAUGAUCUCUUCUUUUACAUUGAUAGCAAGGGAGAAAAAAAGGGAGAAGAUGAAGAAAAGGCGGGGGGUGAUCAAGAGAUGAUCGAGUCCAUGGAUGCUUCAUUGUUGGCUGCUGCUCACACAAUGAAGUUCACUGAAAAUGAUAGGAGGAGAAAACGCAAAGAAGGCAGGCAAACUGAAGGUGAGACAAGGGUUAAGUUUGUCAAGUACCACCUUCAUGAUGAUUCUAUCAGAGAGAAGCCUUCACCUUUUACUGAUUAUGAUAGUCCAAGUAGUGCAAGUGAAGUGGAAGAUCCACAAUCAGAUGAAGAUGUUGAAAUGGAAGAAUAGAGUUCUAGUGAAGCAGAAAGAUGUGAUGGGGAAAUUGCAGAACUUCAGUAAGCAUGUCAUGGACAACUAUCUGCUGGUGGUUGGCUUAGAAAACUAUCAGGUUCUGACUGAUCCUUUUUGUCUGAACACCACCAAAUGUUGUAGCAAGUAGCAAAGAACCAGUUCUAGUUGGACAGAUCACAGAUGAAGUUUCAAGAGUAAGUGGCCAGAGUGGAGCCAAUGGAAGGUUCUGCUGCUGCUAGCCUUUUGCCAAAUUUUCUAAUUGCAAGGCCAGUUUGCAAAAUCUGUCAAUUAGUCUGAUUUUAUAGUCUUUUCUGAUGUGGUUGUUGUCUGAUCAAGUACACCAACCAAAGAAGAGGCAUCUUGCUAAAAUUUUCUUCUCUUUUCAUUUCUUUAUGUAAAAGAGAUUUUAAAUUUCAUGUUGUAGGGCAAAAUGAGCAGGUCCUAUUUGAUAUAUUCAAUACCGUACCUCUCUUUGUAGCCGAGACUAAUCAAUACUCUGUUUUUUUUGUUAAUUCUUCAGUCAAUAACCCACCCUGGUUCUUCUUGUA
Molecule: messenger RNA, 2445 nt
Organism: Nelumbo nucifera (sacred lotus)
Lineage: Eukaryota; Viridiplantae; Streptophyta; Magnoliopsida; Proteales; Nelumbonaceae
Product: SNF2 domain protein
Source: RefSeq, a predicted model, not a curated record